ACUAUUUUGGGUGCUGUCGACCCCGCCCCCACCUCCUAUCGAGCCCCGGCUCUCCGGGCAGCUGGAGGGGUCGCGCUGCGCCUGUUGGGGCUGCACCUCGGACCAGGGCUUCCGCUGCAUCUGAAGCCAUGUCGGGCCGCUCAGUGCCACAUGCCCACCCGGCCACCGCCGAGUACGAAUUUGCCAACCCGAGCCGCCUGGGUGAGCAGCGCUUCGGAGAAGGCCUCCUGCCAGAAGAGAUCCUGACCCCCACACUCUACCAUGGCUACUAUGUCCGGCCUCGGGCCGCCCCAGCUGGGGAGGGCAGCAGGGCAGGGGCCUCGGAGCUUAGGCUCAGUGAGGGCAAGUUCCAGGCAUUUCUGGAUGUGAGCCACUUUACCCCAGAUGAGGUGACUGUGAGGACUGUGGAUAACCUGCUGGAGGUGUCUGCCCGGCAUCCCCAGCGCCUGGACCGCCAUGGCUUCGUGUCCCGAGAGUUCUGCCGCACCUAUGUCCUGCCUGCUGAUGUCGACCCCUGGCGAGUCCGAGCUGCUCUCUCCCAUGAUGGCAUCUUAAACCUGGAAGCGCCUCGGGGUGGCCGACAUUUGGACACAGAGGUCAAUGAGGUCUACAUCUCCCUGCUCCCUGCGCCCCCUGAUCCAGAGGAAGAGGAGGAGGCAGCCAUAGUUGAGCCCUGAUUUCCACAGACCCAGCACCCAGCAAAUCCCUCUCUACCUCCCAAGGUGAUAUGGGCAGCUGCCCACCACUCCAGAGGUAGCAGCAUCUUUGGGGGAAGGGAAAGGUGCAUGGUCCACAAUGUAUGGUUUGGUCCCAUGGGACGUGUUAUAGCCUUGGUUUAGUUUUGGGUGGAGCUGAAUAAACCCAAAUCUCAGGGCCUUGUU
Messenger RNA from Symphalangus syndactylus (siamang), 881 nucleotides. It is a transcript of the gene HSPB2, whose product is annotated as heat shock protein family B (small) member 2. Gene Ontology annotation, biological process: negative regulation of apoptotic process; protein refolding; response to heat. The record is from RefSeq and is a predicted model, not a curated record. NCBI's taxonomy places the organism in Eukaryota, Metazoa, Chordata, Mammalia, Primates, Hylobatidae. Gene Ontology annotation, cellular component: cytoplasm; nucleus. Gene Ontology annotation, molecular function: structural constituent of eye lens.